This is a messenger RNA of Enhydra lutris kenyoni (northern sea otter), 1869 nucleotides long. Its product is annotated as leucine rich repeat and Ig domain containing 1. NCBI's taxonomy places the organism in Eukaryota, Metazoa, Chordata, Mammalia, Carnivora, Mustelidae. Gene Ontology annotation, cellular component: extracellular matrix. The record is from RefSeq and is a predicted model, not a curated record. Gene Ontology annotation, molecular function: protein binding. The coding region runs from base 13 to 1857 and encodes 614 amino acids. The transcript has a single exon.
GUGAGCGAGAGGAUGCUGGCGGGGGGCGCGAGGAGCAUGCCCAGCCCCCUCCUGGCCUGCUGGCAGCCCAUCCUCCUGCUGGUGCUGGGCUCGGUGCUGUCAGGCUCAGCCACCGGCUGCCCGCCACGCUGCGAGUGCUCGGCACAGGACCGCGCGGUGCUCUGCCACCGCAAACGCUUCGUGGCAGUCCCCGAGGGCAUCCCCACCGAGACCCGCCUGCUGGACCUGGGCAAGAACCGCAUCAAGACGCUCAACCAGGACGAGUUCGCCAGCUUCCCACACCUGGAAGAGCUGGAGCUCAACGAGAACAUUGUGAGCGCUGUGGAGCCCGGCGCCUUCAACAACCUCUUCAGCCUUCGGACGCUGGGGCUGCGCAGCAACCGGCUGAAGCUCAUCCCGCUGGGCGUGUUCACGGGCCUCAGCAACCUGACCAAGCUGGACAUCAGCGAGAACAAGAUCGUCAUCCUGCUGGACUACAUGUUCCAGGACCUGUACAACCUCAAGUCGCUGGAGGUGGGCGACAACGACCUCGUCUACAUCUCUCAUCGCGCCUUCAGCGGCCUCAACAGCCUGGAGCGGCUGACGCUGGAGAAGUGUAACCUGACCUCCAUCCCCACAGAGGCGCUGUCACACCUGCACAGUCUCAUCGUCCUCCGGCUCCGGCAUCUCAGCAUCAACGCCAUCCGGGACUACUCCUUCAAGAGGCUGUACCGGCUCAAGGUCUUAGAAAUCUCGCAUUGGCCCUACCUGGACACCAUGACCCCCAACUGCCUCUAUGGCCUCAACCUGACCUCCCUGUCCAUCACGCACUGCAACCUGACCUCCGUGCCCUACCUGGCUGUGCGCCACCUGGUCUAUCUCCGCUUCCUCAACCUCUCCUACAACCCCAUCAGCGCCAUCGAGGGCUCCAUGUUGCAUGAGCUGCUGCGGCUGCAGGAGCUCCAGCUGGUGGGCGGGCAGCUGGCCGUCGUGGAGCCCUAUGCCUUCCGCGGCCUCAACUAUCUGCGUGUGCUCAACGUCUCGGGCAACCAGCUGACUACUCUGGAGGAGUCGGCCUUCCACUCGGUGGGCAACCUGGAGACGCUCAUCCUGGACUCCAACCCGCUGGCCUGUGACUGUCGGCUGCUGUGGGUCUUCCGGCGCCGCUGGCGGCUCAACUUCAACCGGCAGCAGCCCACGUGUGCCACGCCCGAGUUCGUCCAGGGCAAGGAGUUCAAGGACUUUCCUGACGUGCUCCUGCCCAACUACUUCACCUGCCGCCGCGCCCGCAUCCGGGACCGCAAAGCCCAGCAGGUGUUCGUGGACGAGGGCCACACGGUGCAGUUCGUGUGCAGGGCAGACGGCGACCCACCGCCUGCCAUCCUCUGGCUGUCACCCCGCAAGCACCUGGUCUCGGCCAAGAGCAACGGGCGGCUCACUGUCUUUCCCGACGGCACGCUGGAGGUGCGCUACGCCCAGGUGCAGGACAACGGCACGUACCUGUGCAUCGCAGCCAACGCUGGGGGCAACGACUCCAUGCCCGCCCACCUGCACGUGCGCAGCUACUCGCCCGACUGGCCCCAUCAGCCCAACAAGACCUUCGCUUUCAUCUCCAACCAGCCGGGUGAGGGAGAGGCCAACAGCACCCGAGCCACCGUGCCUUUCCCCUUCGACAUCAAGACCCUCAUCAUCGCCACCACCAUGGGCUUCAUCUCCUUCCUGGGCGUCGUCCUCUUCUGCCUGGUGCUGCUGUUCCUCUGGAGCCGGGGCAAGGGCAACACGAAGCACAACAUCGAGAUUGAGUACGUGCCCCGCAAGUCGGACGCGGGUAUCAGCUCCGCCGAUGCACCCCGCAAGUUCAACAUGAAGAUGAUCUGAGGAUGGGGCAGG